AUGGCGCGCCUCGAAACGAAAGUCGACCUGAUAGGUCUUCAGUCAAACAUCAAAACAGACAUGGUUGACGUGCGAUCAAAGAUAGCGAAAGAUCUGCUAGAUCUUCGAUGUGACACCGAUGUCAUUCAAACUCGCAUCGGAACGGAGGUGGACAUUUUGCCUAGACGCAUUGAGGUAACCUACACAAGUUAUGAGAGGCGGUUGCUUGAGGUGUUCAUCCUGGUGUUUUUUUAUCGCGGAUAUAUUCUUGAUUAUGGCUAG
Messenger RNA from Fonsecaea pedrosoi CBS 271.37, 261 nucleotides. RefSeq lists its product as uncharacterized. The transcript is spliced from 2 exons. Lineage: Eukaryota; Fungi; Ascomycota; Eurotiomycetes; Chaetothyriales; Herpotrichiellaceae. The coding region runs from base 1 to 261 and encodes 86 amino acids. The record is from RefSeq and is a predicted model, not a curated record.